Molecule: messenger RNA, 1293 nt
Organism: Magnolia sinica
Lineage: Eukaryota; Viridiplantae; Streptophyta; Magnoliopsida; Magnoliales; Magnoliaceae
Product: auxin-induced protein 5NG4-like
Exons: 6
Coding region: 177-1172 (331 amino acids)
Cellular component (GO): plasma membrane
Molecular function (GO): transmembrane transporter activity
Source: RefSeq, a predicted model, not a curated record
GCAAUCUGCAUCUGAAUGGGAUAGAAUAGAUACGAUGGACGGUUUGGAUCAUUGGACCACAUCUGCGCGCCAGCAAGGCGAAGGGUCCAAAUGAACGCUUUCAUUCGUGUAUUUUACUUUACCGUUUCAAUAGAUAGGCACGAGAGAGAGAGAGAGAGAGAGAGAGAGAGAGAGAGAUGGGGACUUCUACUGGAAGAAUAGCUCCACAUGCAGGCAUGGUAAUCGUUCAGCUCAUCUCAGCCACUUACGUUGUGGUGAGUAGGGUCAUACUCAUAGAAGGAAUCAGCUCUACUGUCUUUCUUGUCUACCAAUUCGCAUUAGCCACAAUCAUAACGGGAUCAAUGGCAUUUAUCUUUGAAAGGGAUAGGCCUCCUCUAUCAAUAUCCAUCUUGGGCUGGAUUUUUAUCCUAGCUUUAACUGGGGUAACAUUGUCACAAAAUCUAUUAUCAGCCUCCCUGUACUACAUCUCCAGUGCAUUAGAGUCCUCUGUUAUCAACAUGGUCCCCGUCUUCAUAUACAUCUUAUCUAUCAUCUCAAGGCAGGAGAAGCUUGAAAUCAACACCUUAUGGGGUAAAGGCAAGCUGUGUGGUACUCUUGUGUCCGUCUCUGGUGCUUUCACUCUCAUGUUAUGGAAAGAGUCGGCUGUUGAUUUGGUCAGCACAACAGGAUGGGGAGAAUGGGCGCUUGGCUUGGCUAUGGUUGUCGUUGGGGUUGUUGCUUUCAGUGCAUGGAUUAUGUUGUUGAGGCCCGUGACAAGACGAUACCCAGCCGAAACUUCCAUGACUGCUAUUAUGUUAUUCUUCGCUAUGUUACAAACGACUGUAGUAGCGGCAAUUUCAAGCCAUAAAGCAUCUCAAUGGCGGCUUAAGUGGGAUUUGGAGCUCGUAAACAUCCUUUAUGGAGCAGUGUUUUACAGUGGGCUAUCAAACCUUAUCACAAUGUGGUGCGCCAGCAAGAAGGGACCCGUCUUUGUGGCUUCAUUUGCACCUCUGAGUUUGGUGUUCACGUCCAUCCUAGAAAUCAUAUUACUAGGCGAAGCCUUGCAUAUUGGAAGCAUUGUUGGAUCUAUCAUGAUCAUUGGAGGACUUUACAUUUACUUAUGGUCAAAAUCCAAAGAAGAAAUGCACCACUUAAUGGAGGGAGACGAUGCAUUCACCUCUUCCCUUAUAUAAAAUGAUAUAUCAUGACACUAUUACUUCUUUUAUGCACACAAAAUCACCUGUUCUUAUGGUAAACAGUCAAAAUUUAUAGUGAUAUUGUAAGCACUUACCCUCUGGUUUUGGUCAUUGCAAA